Molecule: messenger RNA, 1162 nt
Organism: Ylistrum balloti
Lineage: Eukaryota; Metazoa; Mollusca; Bivalvia; Pectinida; Pectinidae
Product: trafficking protein particle complex subunit 2-like protein
Exons: 5
Coding region: 7-423 (138 amino acids)
Biological process (GO): endoplasmic reticulum to Golgi vesicle-mediated transport
Cellular component (GO): nucleus; TRAPP complex; cytoplasm
Source: RefSeq, a predicted model, not a curated record
CAGAAGAUGGCGGUGUGUGUUGCUGUCAUAGCUAAGGAGAACUACCCAUUGUAUAUAAAGACAAUACCAACAGAUAAUGAGUUGAAGUUUCAAUAUACAGUUCACACAUCCUUAGAUGUUGUGGAGGAGAAGAUUUCUUCAGUUGGGAAAAAUACCAAUGACUUGAGGGAGCUGUAUCUGGGACUUCUUUACCCAACUGAAGACUAUAAAGUAUAUGGCUAUGUUACCAAUACGAAGGUGAAGUUUGUCAUUGUGGUGGAGUCGUCUAAUACCAGUCUUAGAGACAAUGAGAUACGCGGGAUGUUUCGUAAACUCCACAAUGGCUACGUAGACAUGCUUUGUAAUCCUUUUUACACUCCAGGAGAGAACAUAUCCUCAAGGUUGUUUGACAAUACAGUGAUGUCUAUGAUGCAACAGGACUGAUAUGGUUGAAUCCAUAUCUGUACUUAAAUUAUGUGUCACACAAAGUGAAUAAGAGAAGAAGAAUGAAAUGAAUGCUAAAGAGAAAGUAGAAACCCUACUGAAAAUGGCCAAGAGUGUGUUUGUUUUUAUGUUUGUGAGGUUGAGGGGUUCUAAGAAAGAAGAGGAACUGAGAAGCGAAAAUGGUGAAAUGGUAGAUAGAAAGGAGACAUAGAAAGGAUGGAUGUACAUGUACCCUGUCGCUAUAGACAAUAGAGUAAGAAUUUGUGUGCAUGAGAAACAAAUAAUUCCGAAUGUGAAAGAGACAACAGAGGGUGAGAAGGAAAUAAGUGAAUAGGAAUAAAUUUUUCCAAAGAUAUAUUAUUUAUUGAUUUCAGAGAUUUCCAAUCUAUUUGUAAGAGUUUGUAUUUGACUGGAAUGUUGAUGUUCAGUCUAAUAUUUGGUGAUCAGUGAUAAGGUUUUGUAAAAUAAGGUUUAAAGGGAACAACUCUUUUUAUUGCAGUUUGAUAAUUGAGUGAUAACCAACAUGAUCUUUAUGCAAACCAUUUUCUUUGGUUGAUGAAUGACUACUUCAUGUAGGAAUAUCAAUUGAUCAGCCAGCAUGUUCAAUAAAUCAGAAAUGUAUGUUUGUCUGACAAAAUAAUAAACAUUUUUUCCAUCUAAUAGUAUUAUAUGUAUGUGUUAGAUUGUUGAAUGAAUUAUUGUUUAAAGUAAAUAAAACCUAUUGGUACUUUAAAUCUGA